Messenger RNA from Echinostoma caproni, 507 nucleotides. The record is from the annotation of a GenBank genome assembly. Lineage: Eukaryota; Metazoa; Platyhelminthes; Trematoda; Plagiorchiida; Echinostomatidae.
AUGCCGCUCUCGAGAGAUGCGCUUUUGAUCUACUGGCUCCAGUUGUCUCACUAUUUCCUCGAGUUUUACGCCACUCUUCGAGUGAACACAAAACGGGCGGAUUACAUAGCCCAUGUGGUGCAUCAUUUUGUUACCAUCGCUCUAUUGGUCGGUUCAUUCUCGAUGCGAUUUUUCUAUAUCGGGGUUUUUGUCCUAUUCUUGCACGAUGUAUCGGAUGUACUUCUGGAGGCCACAAAAUUGAACGUGUAUUUCCGCGAACGUGGUGGAAAAACUCACAGAUUGAACAAAAUAUUGGCCGACAUCGGUUUCCUGGCCUUCACAUUUUCCUGGGCAUUGUGUCGUUUGUACUGGUAUCCUGUGAAAGUGUUGUACGCAUGUGGUUGGUGUGCUGUUUUUCACCACGGUUGUGUGGAUCCCAAUAUUUUCUGGCCAUUUAAUGGACUAUUGUGGAUCCUUCUAGUACUCCACAUCUACUGGUUCGGGGUAAGUGAAUGUGUGGCCAUGUAA